AUGGUAGGCCUCAAGGUUUUCCUUCUUGUAUUUUCUUUGUUCUCCUUCGCAAUAAUCUCCCUUGCAGUAGAUUCCAUUGGUGCAAACCAAUCCAUCAAAGAUGGUGAAACCAUAGCUUCAGCAGACGGGGAUUUUGAGUUGGGAUUUUUUAGCCCUGGAAGUUCAGGCAAUCGUUACGUAGGAAUAUGGUACAAGAAAAUAUCUAGUGGCACUGUAGUUUGGGUUGCCAACAGAAAUACUCCUCUCAGUGAUACACAAGGACAACUACUUUUUGCUGACCAAGGAAACCUGGUUCUUGUCAAUAGUACCAAUGGCAUUGUUUGGUCUACUAAUUCCUCAAGCACAACUGCUAAUCCAGUUGCUCAACUUUUGGAUACAGGAAACCUUGUUGUGAGGGAUGGAAGCGAUGAUAAUCUUGGGAAUUUUUUGUGGCAAAGUUUUGAUUAUCCAACUGAUACAUUUUUACCAGGAAUGAAGUAUGGUAUUAACUUGGUUACUGGCCUGAACCGAUAUCUAACAUCAUGGAAGGGCAUCGAUGAUCCUUCUUCGGGUAAUUACACAAAUGGGCUUGAUCCUGAUGGGUUGCCACAGUUUUUCCUAAGGGAGGAUUCAGAAUUGCUGUUCAGGACUGGACACUGGAAUGGUUUAAGGUUCACCGGAAUGCCAAAUUUGAAACCAAACCCUAUUUACACGUUCGAAUUUGUCUUUAAUGAUGAGGAGAUAUAUUACGAGUAUGAACUUAUAGAUAAGUCAGUUGUUUCCAGGAUGGUUCUAGGUCCAGAUGGUGCCUUGCAGCGUUUCACAUGGGUCGAUCGCACCCAGGGCUGGAGGCUUUACUUGAAUGCAAUGAUGGAUAACUGUGAUAGAUAUGCGCUAUGUGGUGCACAUGGUAGUUGCAACAUUAACAAUUCGCCAGCAUGUGGAUGUUUGAAAGGAUUUGUGCCUAAAUAUCCGAAUGACUGGGGGGCAGCAGAUUGGACACAUGGAUGUGUCCGAAAGGUCCGAUUCAAUUGUGGGGAAGGAGAGGAUUUUCUUGAGUACUCUGGAAUCAAAUUACCGGACUCACGACACGCCUGGUAUAACCGGACCAUGGAUCUUAAAGAAUGCAAGAAGCAAUGCUUGGAGAACUGCUCCUGCACAGCUUUUGCAAAUCUUGAUAUUAGAGAUGGAGGAAGUGGGUGUAUACUUUGGUUUGGUGAUCUGAUUGACAUGAGGGAGUUUGAAGAGAAUGGAGAGAUUAUCUACAUAAGGAUGGCUGCUUCUGAAAUAGAGGCUUCUCGAUUAUCCAAAAGGAAGAAAAAUUUGAAGAUCAUCAUCGUCACUGUUCUAUCUGUUGGGUUCGCCAUUCUAGGCUUUUGUCUGAUCUUGCUUGUGUUGAGGAAGAAGAAGAAGAAACUUAAAAUGAAAGGAAGCAUACAACAUGAUCCAGGGGAAGAGAAAAACAAAGAAAGAGGGAAGGAAGAUUUAGAGCUACCAUUGUUUGAUUUUGAUACAAUAUCUAAAGCCACUGACAAUUUUUCACAACAAAAUAAGCUUGGGCAGGGUGGCUUUGGACCAGUAUACAAGGGAAUAUUGGAAAAGGGACAAGAAAUUGCUGUAAAAAGGCUUUCGAAGAAAUCUAGCCAAGGAAUUGAUGAGUUCAAGAAUGAAGUCUUAUGCAUCUCUAAACUUCAACACCGCAACCUAGUGAAGCUUCUAGGGUGUUGCAUUGAGCGACAAGAAAUAAUACUGAUUUAUGAAUUCAUGCCCAACAAAAGUUUAGACUCCUUUAUAUUUGAUCAAAAACAAAGCAUACUGCUAGAUUGGCCUAAGAGGUUCCAGAUUAUCAAUGGAAUUUCUAGGGGCCUUCUUUACCUUCACCAGGAUUCAAGACUCAGGAUCAUACACAGAGAUUUAAAAGCCAGCAAUAUAUUGCUUGAUUAUGAGAUGAAUCCAAAAAUCUCGGACUUUGGCUUGGCUAGAAGUUUUGGAGGAGAUGAGACUGAAGCAAACACAAACAGAGUGGUUGGAACAUAUGGCUACAUGUCACCAGAGUAUGCAAUUGAUGGCUGUUUCUCGAUCAAAUCAGAUGUAUUUAGCUUCGGAGUUUUGGUACUAGAGAUAGUGAGUGGAAGGAGGAACAGGGGAUUCUCUCAUCCGGGCCACAACCUGAACCUUCUGGGGCAUGCUUGGAGGCUUUAUAAUGAAGACAGGCCUUUGGAAUUGCUAGAUGAAAUGGUAAGGUCUUCAUGCAAUACUUCCCAAGUGUUGCGAUCAAUCCAUGUGGGUCUAUUAUGUGUGCAGCAAAGUCCAGAAGAUAGACCAAGCAUGGCAACUGCAGUUCUGAUGCUUUCUAGUGAGAUUUCGUUACCUCAGCCUAAAAAGCCUGGCUAUUUCACAGAAAGAAAUUUUGUGGAGGACGAUUCUUUGUCCAGCAACCUAGACGUUGCUUCAACUAAUUCAUUAUCCAUGAACAAUUGUAGCACCUCGAUAGAGGUUAUGUAUAUCAAUUCGUAAAUUCUGACGAUUCAAUUGCUUCAUGAUUUGAGAAAUGAAGAACAAAACUUGGAAGAAUGCAUCAACAUUCUUCUCAAAUGUGAAUGAAAACAGUUUAUUGGA
Molecule: messenger RNA, 2598 nt
Organism: Theobroma umbraticum
Lineage: Eukaryota; Viridiplantae; Streptophyta; Magnoliopsida; Malvales; Malvaceae
Product: G-type lectin S-receptor-like serine/threonine-protein kinase At4g27290
Biological process (GO): protein phosphorylation; recognition of pollen
Cellular component (GO): plasma membrane
Molecular function (GO): ATP binding; protein serine/threonine kinase activity
Source: RefSeq, a predicted model, not a curated record